CGCCUCCCCCCGGCGCGAGGAAGCACACACGCGCGACAGCUGUGACGGAGCUCCUUGCCGGACCUCAAAGCAGGCCCCACGAAAACUGUGCCUCGGCUCCGGCGCCUCCUCCUGCCCCCCAUCCCCGUCCCUCAACCCCGGGCGGCCCCUCGGCAGCGACGCGUUCUCCUGUCUCGUGCGCGGCCCUCUCGCGCGUCUCUCUUCUCUACAACCCCCUCCCUCCCCCCCCGGCACGGGGCGGUGGCGGUUGAACCACCCGCUGAGGUGAAUGAGCUACGCCGCCCCCGGAGGCCGCUGUUGGGGCGGGGGGGCUGCUUCCCCGCCAGCCGCAGCCCCCGUGGGGCGGGCCAGGCCCCCCGCACGGAGCAGCUCCGCUUAGAGGUUCUUUUUCUUCUUCUUCCCCCUCCCGCCCUACGGCAGCCCCGCGGGGAGCGGAGGGAGAGGGGCGCGCGGGAGGACAGCGGGUGCGGACCCCUCUCGGCAUGUCCGCGGCCGCCCCGCAGGCACCACUUCGCGGCGCGGAGAAGAGCGGCGGCGGCGGGGGGGCCCGGCUGCCCGAAGAGAACCAUCAGGAGCAGCUCCUGUUUCCUUCCGGCCAAGUGACCGAAGCCCCCCAGGAAAGCGGCUCCGGCGAGGGGCUGCAGCAACAAGAGGGCGGCGACGACGACGAGGAAGAGGAUAGUAGCAACGGCGACAAGUGCCAACCGGAGCAGCAGCAGCCUCACGCCGUCGAGGCCCCCCCGCCCAAGGAUAACCCCUGGACCCGCUGGAAGCCUCCCCCCGUCUCCGGCGGCAGCUUAUCCCCCUCCAGCGCCUCCGCCGGCAGCGAGCUCGCCCCGCAGGACUCGGAAUUACUGAGUUCUGCUAAAGUCAUAAAGGCAGGAAAAUCAAAAGUAAAGAAAUCGAGUAAGGCAAAUGACUUCAGUGAUGCAUCAAACUGGCCAACACCAAGUGAAAUCGCCAACUCUGAAUGUAAAAAUAUAAGCAAUCAGAAUAAAAAAACACCAAUCAAAAAGGAGAAAGAAGAGAAGAAUGAAAGGAAGAAUAAUAGCAGAAUCAAAGAAAACCUGGAAAUAAAUCCGGAUAUUCCUGGCGAAAAUGUUAGUGAAGAUGAGGCUCAGAUUAACAAUCAAAAGAAAAAAGUUCUGUAUUUUACACUUGAAGGUAACAAGCACAAAUGGGUGCCACUUCAUUUAGAUGAUAUGAAGCCAGAAGGCCAAGAUAGACCAGGAUCUCGGAACAGUUCAAGAUCUCAGCCAGAAACAGGCAAGCUUGUGCCACACAACAACAGACGCAAUGAGACAAGAACUAGCUGGCGACGGGAUAGAGAAAAACGAGAUGAUCAUGAUGAAGUCUCUAGUGUGAGAAGUGAAGGUGGCAGUAUUCGAGGAUUUUACAGAGGAAGAGGAAGAGGCAGGGGCAGAGGAAGAGGACGUGGAAGAGGAAACCCUCGAAUGAACCAUGAAUACUCGUAUGGCUACCGGGAACAAUAUAACGAGAGGACUGACCAGCCAUUUCAGCCAGAUCUUAACACUAGUAUGAUGUAUUACUACGAUGAUGGAACAGGAGUGCAGAUGUAUUCUGUUGAUGAAACACUACUAAAAGAAUACAUUAAACGCCAAAUUGAGUAUUAUUUCAGUGUAGAAAACUUGGAAAGAGACUUCUUCUUGAGGAGAAAGAUGGACCAGCAAGGAUUCUUGCCUAUUUCUUUGAUUGCCAGUUUCCAUCGUGUGCAGGCUCUUACUACAAAUGUUAGUCUAAUAUUAGAGGCUUUAAAGGACAGUACAGAAGUAGAAAUAGUGGAUCAGAAGAUGAGGAAAAGGGUAGAACCAGAGAAAUGGCCAAUUCCAGGACCCUCUCCACGCAGACCUCCACAAACAGACUUUUCUCAGCUUAUUAACUGUCCAGAAUUUAUACCAGGCAAAGUUUUUGGUUCACAUACUGAAUCUGCACCAAGUUCUCCAAGAAUGGGAAGUCUAAAUACUAAGAAAAGCAAUGAAACAAGUAACCUUCAAACUAUGUCUAAAGGAUUAUCUACAAGCUUGCCAGAUCUGGACUCUGAACCUUGGAUAGAAGUUAAAAAAAGACAUCGUCCAUCCCCAGCAAAGCCAAAGGAAUCUGUGCCUGCACUUGAGGAGAUGUCAGGACAGCAGCAGCCACUGCCUUUAGAGGAACAAGAACAGGAAGAACUUGAUUUUUUGUUUGAUGAAGAGAUGGAACAAAUAGAAGGCCGAAAGAAUACAUUCACUGAGUGGUCAGAUAGUGAUUCAGAUUAUGAAAUUGAUGAUCAGGAUUUAAAUAAAAUUUUGAUUGUAACACAAACGCCACCAUAUAUGAGAAAACAUCCUGGAGGAGAUCGCACUGGCAACCAUGUCUCACGAGCAAAAAUUACAUCAGAACUUGCCAAAGUUAUUAAUGAUGGCUUAUACUACUAUGAACAAGAUUUGUGGACAGAACAGAGUGAAAAUGACUGCAUUGCUUUGAAGAAGCUUUUAUCCCCACUUCAGCAAGAAGUUGAAAACUUUAAGAAGUUAAAUCUCAUCAGUAAAGAAGAAUUUGAAAAUCUUACGCCUGAGCAUGCAAUUGAUCCAAAUCAGGAGGUUCCUCCAGGUCCUCCAAGAUCUCAACAAGACUUAACUGAAGAGCUGGCUUGUAAAUUGUUUGGCAUCCAAGAAAUACCUCCAACAACAAUGGCUCGCUCACUGCCAACAGCUGUCCCUGAAUCUCCUAGAGUCCACCCUACCAGAACACCCAAAACACCUCGUACACCAAGGCUACAAGAUCCUAAUAAAACACCAAGGUUCUAUCCUGUGGUUAAAGAAGCAAGAUCCAUUGAUGUUAAGACACGAAGGAAAAGAAAAACACGGCAUAGUACAAACCCUCCAUUAGAAUGUCAUGUUGGCUGGGUAAUGGAUUCCAAGGAUCACAGGCCAAGAACAUCUUCUAUAAGUAGUUCAAAUGCAUCGCCAUUGGAAGGUGCUCCACUAUCUGGAAGUUACGGCUGUACUCCAAAUUCGCUUCCUAAAUUUCAGCAUCCUUCUCAUGAACUUCUAAAAGAAAAUGGUUUUACACAGCAAGUGUACCACAAAUAUCGCCGUAGAUGCCUAAAUGAAAGGAAACGGUUGGGAAUCGGCCAGUCUCAAGAAAUGAACACACUAUUUCGUUUCUGGUCCUUUUUCCUCAGAGACCACUUUAACAAGAAAAUGUAUGAAGAAUUCAAGCAACUUGCUCUAGAUGAUGCAAAAGAACACUACAGAUAUGGUCUGGAGUGUUUGUUCCGGUUUUACAGCUAUGGGCUGGAAAAAAAGUUCAGGCAGGAGAUCUUCAAAGAUUUCCAAGAAGAAACAAAGAGAGACUAUGAAUCUGGUCAACUCUAUGGAUUAGAAAAAUUUUGGGCUUAUCUAAAGUAUUCACAGUCUAAAACUCCACCUAUUGAUCCAAAACUUCAAGAAUACCUCUGUAACUUUAAAAGAUUGGAAGACUUCAGAGUAGAUCCUCCCAUUAGUGAAGAAUCUGGGAGAAAAAGACAUCCAACUGGUGAGGAAAGUGAUCGUCAUAGACAUCAAUCCAAUUCUUCCAAGAUCCUUGCUGGUAAUUCUACAGCUGCCUCUCAGGCGUGGGUCCCAAUAAACUUUCCCACUACAAAUACUGUACAGGAGUUGAGUAACAGCAUACACCAGAACAGUACUGCCACAAAAUCAAGAAGUGAUAUACCUGAGCAGUAGACUUUCAUUAAGCUUGAACCUUGAGAUCAACUCCUAAUGCCAGUAUUUUAGCUCAAGGAUCUUCAGGGAGAGCUAUUUUAAAGCUUGAUUAAAAACAAAUGUAUAGGAAAACGAAGGAUCGCAUUGGUUUCUCACAAAAUUAAGUUCCAAGUACUUGCCCUUGAUCAGUUGUACUGGGUUUGGCGAAUAAUCAAAGAGAUCCUAGGGAAAAUAUAUUGGUCUCCGUGUUGCUGUCCCUGACUUAUUGUUUACAGGAUCUGCAUUCCAAUAUUAUAUGCAAAAAUACUUUGGGAUGCCUUAUGGUUCAGCUCAUACUUCUUAAAGAAGUUAUGGUAUACUCAUGUAACUUACAAAGCUUUUUUCAUUCACGUUUCCCAUCAUUAUUUCUACUUAUAGAAGCCAAAAAGAAGACAUUUUUAAUGGAGAAAUGACAUAAGUUGAUAAAUGCAUAUAUUACUAUCAACACUUUUUUAAACAGUACAUGCACACUCCAUGCUGUAUAGGAAUGUGCACGUUUCUUGGGUGCUGGAUUUUGUUUUGCUUUUUAGUUACUUUAUUUCAGGAUCUCUUUUGCGUUGAGUAUGAAAUUUUGAGUUAGGCAUCAAUCUCUUUGGUUUAAGGUGUUUUAUUUUAUGCUGGUUCAUAUUUGUACUUAGGCAAAAGUAGAUUGCAGAGGGGAAGGGUUAUGGCUUAGUAAACGUUACAUCUUUUAAGUUUAAGCAGAAGGAUAAAAUAACAUGUGGCUCACUAAUCACCCUUCAGUUAGAAGAGAUGCUUGUGUUUUCCGUUUAAUUGCUCUACUAAGUGACUUGCACUUCAAGGAGAGGUUAUUUUUAAACAAUUAUAUUUUGUUAUUUGACACUGUUUUUAUUUAAAGUACAAAUAUAGUACAUACUAAAAAAUGUUGUCAAAAUGGGUUUAAAUAAAGUGAAAAUUUAAGACUCUGCUACGACCAACUGAACUUAAAUUGUCCAAGUCAUCACUUUUCCUAAAUGUAAAUGAUUAAUUCAAAUAGUAGUUAUUUGUAUUGGGAGGUAGAAGUUAAAGGGAUACUUAACCUGUAAUUACCUGUUCAUUUCAGUUAUUGUAAAUUAAAAUGCUUAGAAUAAGGAAACAGAAAACCUCCUUCCCUGAAGUGGAAGGAGUGGUAGGAAUAGGUGCAUUUUCAUUACAUACAGCAAAACAGUGAUACUUAGCUGUCUUCAGGUAACUUUCUACAAAUAAAGCCUAACACUGUUUGAUGCCUUAUUACUGGGAGAUAUCCUAAGUGAUCCAACAUUUUAGUUUUAUUGGACUUCUUUGGUGGAUAUGGUUGAAAUCCAUUGCAAUUUUCUGUCAUUAUUGCCUUGUGAAUCUGAAUAGAACAAUUAUGAAUAUGUGCAUAUUUGUAUAUGAAUAUAAGUGGAUUUCCCAGUAAUUAAUUUCUACACACAAACUAGCCUUUUAGAACUACUUUGUUUUGCAAAGGAACUAGGAAUUGAUGAUACACAUUUUAUAUAGCAUCUUUUCAGUGUGCUGAAGUUAUACAUCUCAAACCUGUGCUCUAUCUAUGCCACCUCCUCCAUGAAAAUGAUGCAAUUGUAAAUUUGGAUUAAACUGUAUAUAAAAGAAAUAUAUUUACUUUCAUUUAUUUGAAUGAAAUGUGUGCAUAUCUAGCCUUUAGUAUGCAUAAUUUGUGGUAUCUUUGCAGAUUUUAUAAAAAUACAAAAAAGUCA
Zootoca vivipara (common lizard) is the source of this 5440-nucleotide messenger RNA. It is a transcript of the gene LARP1B, whose product is annotated as La ribonucleoprotein 1B. Gene Ontology annotation, cellular component: cytoplasmic stress granule; cytosol. Lineage: Eukaryota; Metazoa; Chordata; Lepidosauria; Squamata; Lacertidae. Gene Ontology annotation, molecular function: RNA cap binding. The record is from RefSeq and is a predicted model, not a curated record. Gene Ontology annotation, biological process: mRNA stabilization; positive regulation of translation.